AUUCAACAGAUGGAUGGCCCAUAGAUGAAGAUUAUAGUUUGUUUUGAAAGUUAGUAAAUUCGUUGAAAAUAGAUUAUUAUUUAUUCAUAAUAAUUAAUAUUACAUGAAUAAAUCAAUUAAUCAAAGUAGUUAUUGUAAUAUUUAUGAACGGAAAUUCGUGAUUGAUAUGAUCGAACCUAGUUUAUCAUAUUUAUUGCAUUUACAAUGACUGAUAAUUGUUUCGUGGACAUUACGAUAGAAUUUCUAGCAGUUGCCUUCCACAACAUUCUGUAUUACGCCUCUGUUUACCCGAAAAGUGUCUUCGAAACGAGAAAGAAGUAUAGCGUCGUAGUUUACCGGUGCAUGCAUCCUGAAGUCAACCAAUAUCUCGACCUGUGCCUCAAAAAUAUUGCAGAAAGUUUGAAAACCGAGCAACUGCGACGCACUGAGUUUUCCAUUACAGAUGAAAACUACAAACCUGUGAUCAAUUUCAUUUUCGAUUUUGAGAAACACAAACUGUCCGAUGAAAAUUCAGAUGCCUAUUUGAUUCAAGCUGAGCAAAAUCUUCGAGCAUUUUGCUUAAAUUUGGUCAGCAAUAGUGAGAAGUUCGUAGUUCCUGAUGACUGUAGUUUCUCGAUAUUUAUACACACAAACGAAUCUAAUGCUAUUGCAUUGGCAAAUAAUCCUGAAUUAGAGGACUUUCCUUUUGUUGAAGUUGAGGGGGCAGCAGAGGAGAUAAAUAAUAUUAUUCCAUUAAGAAGAUUUAAUGUAAGAUGUUAUAAUAUUGAUACCUAUGUAGAAAUAAAAUGAGGACUCACAUUUUACUGCAGCUAGACUUUAUGCAUGUAUAACAUUUACAGUCAACAAUUCAGAAGCUAAAAUGAUCCUAUGGCAUGUGUGAAAAAUAUAAUAGGAAUACUUAAUUGUACGUUUAAUUCAUUGUAAAAGGAAAUAUAUACUGUACUAACAUAUCAAAUACCA
Cydia pomonella (codling moth) is the source of this 960-nucleotide messenger RNA. It is a transcript of the gene PolZ2, whose product is annotated as mitotic spindle assembly checkpoint protein MAD2B. The transcript has a single exon. Gene Ontology annotation, cellular component: zeta DNA polymerase complex. The coding region runs from base 205 to 789 and encodes 194 amino acids. Lineage: Eukaryota; Metazoa; Arthropoda; Insecta; Lepidoptera; Tortricidae. The record is from RefSeq and is a predicted model, not a curated record.